Molecule: messenger RNA, 1032 nt
Organism: Knipowitschia caucasica
Lineage: Eukaryota; Metazoa; Chordata; Actinopteri; Gobiiformes; Gobiidae
Source: the annotation of a GenBank genome assembly
AUGUAUCGAAACUUUGGAAACCAAGGGAGAGGAGAACCAGCCUACAGUGGAGGCAGCUCUGUAUCACUGGGGAGCACAUCGACACCACAGCAGCAGCAGAAAUUCACAAUGGCUGGCAGCAGUCAGUUUGUUCCCAGCUUGAAUGCAAUUACAACCAACGAGAGUCUACAGUGGAUGGUCCAGCCAUCCUUGAUGCAUUCAGCUGGUCCUUCACGCUCUCCAGUGCCUCCGUACCCAUCCCUGCCUGGGGUGCGGCCUCUGGGGCCUGUCCCACAGUCCCAAGACCCCCACAGGCCAGGGGUCAUAAGAGCAGCAGCAAUCACCACUCAAUCCACCAGGCGUAGGAAUGAUGAACACGUAAGUCUAUUCUUAUCGCAUGAAGAAAAUGAGAGACGAAGAAUUAGAAGAGAAAGAAACAAGUUGGCUGCUGCAAAAUGUCGCAAUCGCCGAAGAGAACUGACUGAUUCCUUGCAAAAUGAGACGGAUCAGCUUGAGGAUGAAAAAUCCCGUUUACAAAAGGAAAUAGCUGACUUACAGAAAGAGAAAGAUAAGCUUGAGCUAGUUCUAGAAGCUCACCGUCCAAUCUGUAAAAUAGGGGAAUCAGAUUCAGACUCUGAGCCGCAUCCAUCACUGUCGAGUUUGGAGAGCAUCAAAGUGGAGCCAGAUGACCUCAGAACACCUCGGCCCUUGUCAAAGCUAGCAGUCAAGACAGAGAAGGCCAAACCUAAGAUAACCAUUCCUCCCAAACCAAUGGCCUCUACAGUGGCCUCUGAGUCAGAGUCUCUCCACACCCCAGUGCUGACAUCCACUCCUUCUCUCACUCCCAUCACGUACGGCAUGGUUUUCACUUAUCCCUCGAGUGCAUUGGAUACUGGUGCAGGCUCCAGCUCCGCUCACGGUACAUCGCAUCAUGGGUACAUCCACCAAACUCCAUCCGCUCAGUCCUGUGGGGUCGCCCAUCGCCGCAGCAGCAGCAGUGGUGGUGACCAGUCAGACCAGUCGCUGCACUCGCCCACUAUUCUCACGCUGUGA